ACACAAGAUGUUCAGCAUUGCUACUCCGCCUCCUCGGCCGAGGCAUUGCCAGGGUUAAUUUCGAGGGCGAGUGAUGAUGCGAUGAUGUCAUCAUUCCUGACGAGAGGGCGCUGGGAAUCAACAACAGAACGGAAAGCGGAGAAAGCGCAGCCGGGAGGGUAUACCAGCAAUCAUAUUAAUAUUAUAAGUACGGGGACCGCACAAAAAAGCAAUUAGGCCCUGUUUGAUGCCCCGGCCUGUGGUGAGGUUGUGAGCCGGAUAGGCUGGGAGCGUCUUCUGUACAGACAGGGAAAUCCGUCCCUUGAAAGGACUGCGUCUAUGACCUUCCUGUUUGACAGAAGAGAUGUACCCUCCAACGAGAAAGGAUUUCAUAUCUUUAACCCUCACUGAGCAGGGCAGCAGGAGCUACAACAACAGCAAGAACUGGCGCAGGAAGUCUUGCUGGAGGAAAUGGAAGCAGCUUUCCAGGUUGCAGAGAAGCCUGAUUCUCUUCCUGCUUGCCUUCCUGUUGGUUUGUGCGUUAGCGACCUACCCGAACCUGGCAGAACACUGGAGAGCUCUUACAGAGAGAUCGGUGCAAGAGGAAUGGAGUGCCGUGGACAUUCCGGAGCUGAAACCUGUGAACCCAGCUGUGAUCCCAGAACAAGAGAGGAAGAUUGGACUGGUCUUCCCAGAGCCCCCUCCACAGAAACCUAAAAAAGCCCCCUCAAACAAGCGGGGACCGCCGGUAUUACAGCACCGGCUCAUGAAGAGAGAGAACGCCUCGGAAACGCAAGUGAAAGAGAGAGAGGGACAGGCAGCGAAUGGGGAGGAGGAGGGAGAGAAAUCCCUUGUCAGCUGGCGCGGGGCGAUGAUUGAACCCGAGGGCGGGACCGAGCCACAGCCUUCUGCCAAGGAGGAGGGAGCGCCGGAUCCUGCAGCACAGGAAGGACCAGCUGCUGCUGCACACGAGCGCCAGAAGGCAGUGGUAGAAGCGUUCCAGCAUGCCUGGAAAGGCUACAAGGAAUUCGCCUGGGGUCAGGAUGAGUUGAAGCCCAUCUCGAAGUCCUACGGCACGUGGUUCGGGCUGGGGCUGACUCUCGUGGAUGCACUGGACACCAUGUGGAUUAUAGGACUGAAAGAAGAAUUUGAAGAAGCUAAAAAAUGGGUGGCCACUGAUCUCCAGUUUACCAAGAACGUGGACGUGAACCUGUUUGAGAGCACCAUCCGAAUACUGGGGGGACUGCUGAGCACCUACCACCUGACCGGAGAGGACAUCUUCCUGGAGAAAGCAAAAGAUAUAGGAACCAGACUGAUGCCUGCCUUCAACACCCCGUCCAAGAUCCCGUACUCCGACGUGAAUCUUGGCCGCGGCACGGCGCACCCGCCUCGCUGGACCUCCGACAGCACGGUCGCCGAGGUGACGAGCAUCCAGCUGGAGUUCCGGGACCUGAGCCAGACCACCGGGGACAGCCAGUACCAGAAAGUUGUGGACGGUGUGAUGAAGCACGUGCACGGGCUGGCUGGGAAGCAUGACGGCCUGGUGCCCAUGUUCAUCAACACCAACAACGGGCAGUUCAGCCACCUGGGCGUGUUCACGCUGGGAGCGCGGGCGGACAGCUACUACGAGUACCUGCUCAAGCAGUGGAUCCAGGGGGGCAAGAAGGAGACAGAAUUGCUAGAAGACUAUGUGCAGGCGAUUGAGGGAGUCAAAAAGCACUUGCUGCGCAAAUCUCAGCCCAGUCAACUGACUUUUGUGGGAGAACUAGCACACAACAACUUCAGCCCAAAGAUGGACCACCUGGUGUGUUUCUUGCCCGGGACCCUGGCUCUAGGGGCCCACCACGGCGUCUCCUCUGAGCACAUGGAGCUGGCCAAAGCCCUGAUGGAGACGUGCUACCAGAUGUACGCUCAAAUCGAGACGGGCCUGAGCCCCGAGAUCGUGCACUUCAACCUCAUCCCACGGCAUGGGCGGGACGUGGAGGUCAAGCCCGCUGACAGACACAACCUGCUGAGGCCGGAGACGGUGGAAAGCCUGUUCUACCUGUAUAGGUUUACAAGGGACAAGAAGUACCAGGACUGGGGCUGGGAGAUCUUCCAGAACUUCAACAAGUACACCAGGGUGUCCACGGGAGGAUACACGUCCAUCAGUAACGUCCGCAACCCGGACAACCCUGACCCCAGGGACAAGAUGGAGAGCUUUUUCUUGGGGGAGACUCUCAAGUAUUUCUACCUGCUCUUCUCAGAAGACUUUGACUUGAUAAACCUGGACAAGUUUGUCUUUAACACCGAAGCACACCCCUUGCCUAUCUGGACAUCUUCGUAAAGGUACGAACCUGCGGAAGGAAACUCGUGACUACAGUCAUCAGGGUUAUCUCAACUCUCAAGGGGGCUAGAAAAAAAUAAAUACCCCCAAGACCAAGGACUGAUGUUUUUCCAUUCAGAGCGAGUUUGUGGAGCAGUCUAAUAAUCACGUUUUACGAGCCCUCUGCCAGAGUUCUUCUACCCUCGAUAGACUUUAACAGAAUAUCCAUCCAGAUUUGAUAUCUGUGGCUCUGAAACAAAAAUGUGAUAACGUGACAGUGUGAGGACAAUGGGGGAUGGGGGGAUGGGGGGAUGGGGGGAAGGGGGGGGGGGAUGUUCUUAAAUAAUUUAUUUUUAAUAAUAAUCUUUAUCUCCAGAAGCUUAGUAUGAAGAAGAUUCUGCAAAUGAACUGGUGCAAACCACAAUACUACUCUACAUGAAGUGACUGAGAAAAUGACCGACUUUGAAAAAAGUGUAUAUUGCAAGAUAAUGGUUUGAAGUUCCAUUUACUGGAUUGGUCCUGAGAAUGAAAAAAAAAAAAAAAAAAUUUAA
Molecule: messenger RNA, 2835 nt
Organism: Acipenser ruthenus (sterlet)
Lineage: Eukaryota; Metazoa; Chordata; Actinopteri; Acipenseriformes; Acipenseridae
Product: endoplasmic reticulum mannosyl-oligosaccharide 1,2-alpha-mannosidase-like
Exons: 15
Coding region: 344-2305 (653 amino acids)
Biological process (GO): N-glycan processing; carbohydrate metabolic process
Cellular component (GO): membrane; endoplasmic reticulum
Molecular function (GO): calcium ion binding; mannosyl-oligosaccharide 1,2-alpha-mannosidase activity
Source: RefSeq, a predicted model, not a curated record